CAUCAUGGAGUUUGGAAGAGUUUGGUCCAGAUAUCAGAGGACGGUGCUGAUCACCAUGAUGAUGUUCAAACUGGGCCUCCUGUGCACAGCAGCGGCAGACAAGUGUUUGUCAUCUCCCUGCAGUAAUGGUGCCACAUGUCUGGACCACCUGGGUGACUAUGUGUGUCUAUGCCCUAAAGGACCGGUGUGGUACAUGGGCAAAAACUGUGAUGAGCUGUAUGACGCCUGUAUCAUGGCACCUUGCACCAACUGCACCAGCACACCAGGGACUGAUGAGUACACCUGCCACUGCCCGGACGGCUUCACAGGGCUCAACUGCACAGAAGAUCUAGAUGAAUGUCAGAGAAACCCCUGCACAGGCAUCCAGUCAUACUGUGUCAACAGAGUCAAUAACUAUUCUUGCCACUGCCCCCUGGGGUUGGGAGGGGAGGACUGCAAGGAUAAUGUGACCACUUGCUCAGAGGAAACAUGCCAUAAUGGUGGCACCUGUGAGGACAUCCCUGACACUGGGCACAGGUGCCAGUGUGCGGCUGGGUACCAGGGGAAGAGCUGUGAGGAAAACAUUGAUGAAUGCCAGUCUGAACCCUGUCAAAAUGGAGCCAUCUGUAAAGACGGGGUUAAUGCCUACCAGUGUUUCUGUGUGCCUGGAUUUCAAGGCUACCACUGUGACUUGGACAUCAACGAGUGUGCCUCCCGACCGUGUCAGAACAAUGGCACAUGUCAGGAUGAAGUGGAUCAUUACAGCUGUGACUGCUCUCUGGGCUUCAAAGGGAUUAAUUGUGAGGUGGAGAUCGAUGAGUGCGAGGUGCAUCCCUGCCAGAACGGCGCCACCUGCCGAGACCACGUCGCCAUGUACACGUGUGAGUGCAUGGCCGGUUUCCAAGGCCAAGACUGCGAGGUCAACAUAGACGAAUGUGCCAGCACCCCCUGUUUGAACGAGGGCAAGUGCAUAGAUGGGGUCAAUAGCUAUAAGUGUGACUGUGAGGGGACGGGCUUUGUAGGCGACCACUGUGAGGAGGAUAUUCCUGAAUGUGCGUCUGAUCCCUGCCAGCAUGGAGCUGCCUGUUUGGAGGGGAUCAACGAGUACAAGUGCCUCUGCUGGCCAGGUUACGAGGGAGAGAACUGUGAGCUGGAUAUCGAUGAAUGCAAGCAGAAUCCCUGUGAGAAUGACGGCGAGUGUUUCCAGCGCUCAGAUAUUCUGAACUAUGGGAUGCUCCCUGAACUCAGCAAAGACAUUUUCAGCUAUGAAGAGGCAGCUGGUUUCAUCUGCCACUGUCCACCAGGAUUCACUGGAGACAACUGCUCAGUCAAUGUGGACGAGUGUGAGUCUGCUCCAUGUCAGCACAGGGGAACCUGUCAGGAUCUGGUCAACUCUUAUCAGUGUGUGUGUCCAGAUGGUUUUACAGGUGUACACUGUGAGGUGGACAUCAACGAAUGUGACAGCAAUCCCUGCCAGAAUGGCGCCAUGUGUGAAGACGCUGCCAACUCCUAUAGGUGUCACUGCCCCAUGGCAGAGCCUGGCCAGGAGCCCUGGGGUGGGCUAGACUGUGACGUCCGCCUGAUCGGCUGCCAACAGCACCAGUGUCAGCAUGACGCAGGUUGUGUCCCCGUGCUGACCAAUGAUGGAGAGCACAGCUACACCUGCCUGUGUUUGCCCGGUUGGUCUGGAGAACGCUGCAACACCUCCACCACCUUCUCCUUCAACUCCCAGGGCUAUGUCCACAUGCAGCUUCCUGUUUCCCAAAACAGGACGAAACGAGAGACUAAUCAUGGGCUCCACAUGCAACUCAGAUUCAAGAGCACUCUGCCAGACAUGGUGCUGUACUACCGCGGCAGCAGGGACCGCUUUCUGUCCUUGGAGCUUGUUGGAGGUUCCCUUCAGGCCAGGGUCAAGUUCGGGAAGCUACUGCAGGUCAUUUAUCCUGGCCCAGUCAACGACGGGGGAUGGCACCAGGCCACUGUGACCAUGGACGAGAGACUGGUUCUGGUUGUAAAAGGACCUGGCUGUGAGGAAGAGUGCCUGGUGAAAAAUGAGGGCUACAACCAUCUGAUCUUUCUCCAGCCCAGCUCCUUUCAACAGCUAUAUAUUGGAGGGGCACCGAAGGAAUAUUUAGCCCACACAUCCAGUGGAAGCGGCUUCAUCGGCUGCAUGGAAGACCUUCAAGUUGAUCACAAGCUGCUUUUGCCUCAGGACCUCAUCAGAGAGGAGAACCAGGGCUUCGAAUUAGGAUGCAGCAAAAAAGAUUGGUGUCAAGAUGACCCAUGCAUGGAGCGUGGGCAGUGUGUGGACAUGUGGGUUCGCCCCAGCUGUCAGUGUCAUCGGCCAUACUAUGGAGAGAACUGUGAGAAAGAGUAUCCAUCCUGGACCUUUGGUCAUGAGAACACCACCAGCUACAUCGGUUUCAACAUCUCAGAAAGCCAUGGAGAAAACUUCACUAUCUCCUUUAUGAUGCGCUCUCUCAAACACAGUGGUCUGCUCCUGCAGCUCCGUCGAGAGGAAACACCCUACCUGACAAUCUAUCUGAAGGAGGGCACUGUUGCUAUUUACAGCCCGCACACUACAUUGCUGUCAGAGGCCAAGUUUGUCACUGACGGCAACAACAAUUUAGUGACUGUAAAGGUUCAAUAUGGCCAUGUGGUCUUCCCUAAAGCAGGGUAUCAGCGCGCCUUAGGGAACGUGAGUGUAGAGGCAGGGGAUGUGGUGUAUGUGGGUGGGCUCCCUGCAGGCAUGAGCUUGAAUUCUUGGGGUAGACACAUCAAGGGCUGCCUGCAAGACAUUCGGCUGGACAACAAGCAUUUGAUCACUGACGAUCAUCCAGGCAGGGUGGAGUCUUACCAGGCAAGCACAGUGGAGAAUGUGUUGCCAGGAUGCCACAGUGAUGACACAUGCAAGGAUCAGCCCUGUUUCAAUGGUGGAGAGUGUCAGAUUACCUGGAAUGACUUCAGGUGCGACUGUCCCGUUAACUACUCUGGCCGGCUGUGCGAGACACGUCUGUGGUGUGUCGAUAAUCCUUGUUUUGACAGAGUGCGAUGUGUGGACCUACAGGAUGGUUAUGAGUGUUUAACUGAAGCCAUUUUUCAGGACAACGCCCUCCAGUAUGUUGCCAACAGCUCCAUGCUGAGCCCUGUAACCAACAUCACCAUGGAUAUACGGACACGGGACAAGAACGGGAUCUUGUUUCGUGCUGAAAGCAGAGCUGAAGUCUUCUGCGUGGGUCUUCUCAACUCCUCCCUGCUGGUCAAACUGGACAGCGGGGCGAGUGCAGAGCUGAUGGCCUUCACCAGUGACAGGGCUGUUGCAGACGGAGGGUGGCAUCACAUCCAGCUCACCAUGGUCGAUCCCACACAGUUAGUGUCCCGCUGGCGCCUAACUGUUGAUGGGCAGAGAGUUGGUGGCAGCUACAGUGUUGGUGGCAACCUUAACUUCCUCAAUGAAACCAAAAUCUGGCUGGCUGAGAAAUACACAGGAUGUUUAGGGGAGGUGAGAGUAGCUGGAGUCUACCUGCCGCUCAUAAAUGUGCCAGACGCCCCUCAGAUGAGCCGCUUCUCCAGACUGGGUGGGCAUGAGCCAAUCAUUGGAUGCCAAGGUGCUCCUAUUUGUGAUUCCCAGCCCUGCCUUAACCAGGGGGUGUGUCAGGACCAGUUUAAUGAGUACAACUGCAGCUGCAGUGCAGGAUGGGAGGGGGAGCUGUGUGAGAUGGAGAUAAAUGAGUGUUCUUCAGUACCCUGUGUCUAUGGUACAUGUAAAGACCUUCUGGCAGACUACCAGUGUGACUGUGAGCCUGGAUACACAGGGAAGGACUGUCAGGACGAGGUGGACAACUGUCUGGAGUUCCCCUGUGUGAAUGGAGGAACCUGUGUGGACACAGUGGAAGUUCACACAUGUUCAUGUCCUCCUGGUUACAUUGGCAAACGCUGCCAAUGGCGUUUCCCUCCAGUGGCUUGCGAUGAAAACACGCCAUGUCUUAAUGGAGGGGUUUGUAUUGGAGGUGACAUUGGAGGCAACUGCACCUGCAAGCCAGGAUACACCGGAGCCAGGUGUGAGACAGAAAUAGACGAGUGUCAGUCUAACCCCUGUCUCAACGGGGCCACCUGUCUGGACAGACUCAACCACUUCCAGUGUGUGUGUGUGCUGGGAUUCAGCGGCACCCUGUGUGAGAGAAACAAAGAGGAGCAGAAGGAGCGAGUCCCCUGGCUGGUGGUGACUAUCCCCCUGACCACAUUGUGUGUGUUACUGGCCAUCCUGGUGGUGUUUUGCCUCAUCAUGACAGCACGGAAGAAGCGUCAGUCAGAGGGCACGUACAGCCCCAGCUCACAGGAGGUAGCUGGGGCCCGGCUAGAGAUGGGCAGUGUCCUUAAAGUGCCCCCAGAGGAGAGGCUGAUCUGA
Plectropomus leopardus (leopard coralgrouper) is the source of this 4387-nucleotide messenger RNA. Its product is annotated as protein crumbs homolog 2-like. Gene Ontology annotation, cellular component: plasma membrane; protein-containing complex. Gene Ontology annotation, molecular function: calcium ion binding. NCBI's taxonomy places the organism in Eukaryota, Metazoa, Chordata, Actinopteri, Perciformes, Serranidae. Gene Ontology annotation, biological process: heterophilic cell-cell adhesion; establishment or maintenance of epithelial cell apical/basal polarity. The record is from RefSeq and is a predicted model, not a curated record.